CCCUGGCUAUGGCUCUAUCAGCCGCAAUGAGCUCCCGUAUUUUGAGUUGAGUGUUGUUUGUCGGCUUCCCAUCGUUAUCAGGUUUCAAACAGAUCGUCCCAAACCCAAAGGAUUUCGGCUUAGUUGCUUCGCAGUCAUCGCCGUGAUCAGUUCGCUAAUCAGAUCGAGUUCAGUUGAGUUUUCCUGUGAAAUAUAAAGUGGAAUAUUAUUGAGUCGCAUCAACUAUGAGUUGUCCCGUAGGAAACCAUAAUGGAGACCCCCAAGGCGGCCAAAGACUUGGAUCGGAAGCUGGCAUGUUGUACGGAGAAUACCUCAUGCUGGACAAAGUACUCAGCGCUCAAAGAAUGCUUUCGGUGGAAAGCAACAAACCGGUACACGAUGAACAUCUUUUCAUUGUUACUCAUCAGGCCUACGAACUGUGGUUCAAGCAGAUAAUAUUCGAACUGGACUCCAUUCGCAGCCUGUUUAGCACGGAACAUAUGGAAGAAUCGAGAACGUUAGAAAUUCUGAAACGGCUCAACCGAAUCGUAAUGAUUCUUAAGCUAUUGGUGGACCAGGUGCCCAUUUUGGAAACAAUGACCCCUCUCGACUUCAUGGACUUCCGUGAUUUCCUGUCUCCCGCUUCCGGCUUCCAAAGCUUGCAGUUCCGUUUGUUGGAGAACAAACUGGGCGUAAAAACGGAGCACCGCGUCAAGUAUAACCAAAAAUAUUCGGAAGUGUUCGCCAGCGAUCCGUGUGCCAUCGAGAGACUUUCAAUCACCGAGAGCGAACCGUCCUUGGCCGAUCUGGUGCAGAAGUGGCUCGAGCGUACACCGGGACUGGAAACCAAUGGGUUCAACUUUUGGGGCAAAUUUGAAGAGAGCGUUGAACAGCUGCUGGCUGACCAGGAAGCAAGUGCUAUGGAGGAAGAACACGAAAACGUGAAGAACUACCGUCUGAUGGACAUUGAAAAACGCCGGGAAGUGUACAAGUCGAUCUUCGAUGCAAGUGUUCAUGACGCGCUGGUUGCACGCGGUGAUCGUAGAUUUACACAUCGUGCUCUGCAAGGUGCAAUUAUGAUCACUUUCUACCGCGAUGAGCCGAGAUUCAGCCAACCGCAUCAACUGCUAAUGCUACUGAUGGAUAUCGAUUCUUUGAUUACCAAGUGGCGAUACAAUCAUGUGAUCAUGGUGCAGAGAAUGAUCGGUUCCCAGCAGCUGGGUACUGGCGGAUCAUCGGGAUAUCAAUAUCUUCGAUCCACUCUCAGCGAUCGCUACAAAGUAUUCAUCGAUUUGUUCAAUUUGUCUACUUUCCUGAUUCCACGUGGCUCAAUUCCACCACUUACCUGCGAAAUGCAAAAGGCGUUGAAUCUAGCUUGGGGAUCGCCGGUGCAUCAAGCUAAGCAAAUCAACUAUGCUGCGAAAUGAAAAUGAUAGUUAUUUCUGCAAUCCUACUUAAGGUUGUUUGCCUAUAUGAUAGGUGCAGACAACACAAAGUGCUGAAUCUCUACGUAAUAAUCGAAUUUGAUGAAUAUAAUUGACCAAACAGCACCACAA
Messenger RNA from Aedes aegypti (yellow fever mosquito), 1535 nucleotides. RefSeq names its product tryptophan 2,3-dioxygenase (gene vermilion). Gene Ontology annotation, molecular function: metal ion binding; L-tryptophan 2,3-dioxygenase activity; heme binding. The coding region runs from base 225 to 1406 and encodes 393 amino acids. The record is from RefSeq and is a predicted model, not a curated record. Lineage: Eukaryota; Metazoa; Arthropoda; Insecta; Diptera; Culicidae. The transcript is spliced from 7 exons.